AUGGCUUCUCAGCUCCUGUGCCCAAGAAGACACCUGGGUUCACCUGUGGGCCGGCCUUAUGGUGGCGGCAGCAGCAGCCACACGUGCCUCUGUGUGCCCGGCGCAGCAGCAGCGCCGGACCCGCUCCCAGGCGGGGGCCCCGUGUCCCCGAGGAGCCAGCCGGACGGCCGCGCGCACGUCCCUCCCCACCCCCAGCGCGGCGGGCCCGGCGACUGGGGGAGCCUCCGCCGGCCUCGGGCCCCGGCUCGCAGGGACCGCCCCUUCCUCCACCCGCCGGUACCCGCUGGGCAGCAGAGGUGCACGGGCGCCGCCCAGGCCGGGGCGCUGGCCGGGCGGGAGCGCUCUCCGGCGGCCCAGCACGCGCAGCGCCGGCUCCCGGCACCGUCCCGCCGAGUCGGCUUCGUUGGCUCGGCCUGGCCGCCGGGGGUCGGGGGUCCAGGCCCGGGGGCCCGGGGGCGGGCUGGCGUGGAGCACGCAGGACCUCACCAGAGGGGUUGCCUUGCAGACCGUCUGAGAAGCCCGGGGCUGGAGACGAGGAAGCCCCUUCUACGAAGCGGCACGAACCUGAACACGGAGGUGGAACGGCCGCAGAGGAAGCCCGCCGACCUGGGUGGAGCUCGGAUGGGAGAGAACCCCCGAGAGCUGGCCGGAGCCCUGGGCGACCUCCGACCGGCCAGCCUGAGCCCACCCGCCCCAUCCCGAGGUCUCCGGGACACGGGGCAAGGAGCCUGCUUUGUUUCUAACUGGCUGGAGCUGUGCUUUUCUGUUCUUCAUCACCGACAGCAUCCUGACAAAGACGCCUCCCUGGAGCCCUGUUCUUCCCUGAAGAGUGAACUGAGGCAGCCCCAUUUGAUGAAAAGACGACUCAUCAGCUGAGUGCGAGCAGAAACCCUGUCUGCAUUGCUCACUCCGCCGUCCCCGCCGCCGGGAACGGCGCCUGGCGCAGAGGAGGCCCUGGGUGCACAUCUGGUGAAGGAGCCGGUGAAGGAGCCAGAUGCGUGGUGUCGGGAAAUCGAACCCAAUCCGGGCUCUGCCUCGGCAGCUGUAGUGUGACUUCCCUUCAGCGCCUUGGCUUCUGCAUCUGUGAAGGGAGGCGGACGCAGGACACGCUGGGCUGCCUCACAGGCCUGCGGUCUCCGUGGCAGGGAAGACCCAGUGGGUGGGAAGGCACAGCUCACACAGGGAAGUGGCAGGGGUGUUAUUUGAAAUGGCUCCCUUGGGGGGGUGGGGGACAAAGUUUUCUAAGCCUAAGAAGUGAAGCCACUUCCUGGGUGAGGGGGGUCUGGGGGUGGAAGAGUUCAUUUGGAGAGCUUUCUGUUUCUCCCCGGAAUCUGCCUCCCCCUGUGGUGCCCUGGGAAGAAGAUGCUGUACUCCCCGUCUUUUCCGCCUUCUCAGGUAUCCAAGGAAUGCAGCCGCACACCCAGGCUUCAGGGCAGGCUGCCUUGGAGGAGGGCGGUCAGCCGGGGCUUGGUGCAAUGUGUUGGGGUCAUCAGCGUUCUUUGACUUUCUGCUCCUUCCUCCUCACCGAACUGGCCUUACUGCCCCCGGUCACAAGCGGUGAGCCAUGCUGCAGGCAUCUGGCUCAGGACGCGGUGGGCUGGCCAAGGCAGGGGACACCAGGGGCAGAAGCGUUUCCCAUAAGAGCCCAGCAUGUUUUCCUCUCCUCUCACCGAGUGCUCACCCCUGAAUGCGGACCAUGGGUCUCUCUCCCUGAGGCCAAGGGAUUGCCCCCUGAUCCCUGUGAACAGGAGGGAAGAGGGGAGACACUGUACCUCCUUCCCCAGGCCACACGUACAUGUGAGGUGGCUGAAGCCUGGGAGGGCAGAUGAACUCCACGCCUGAGGCUCAGGACUCAGUCAGCAUUCCACAUCCCGGGUCCUGCUCUAGGGGGCAGGCCUUCUGAUAGGGCUGGCACCCUCUUGUGCACCCCCUUCCAAGCCACACAGUUGUAUGGGGCAGUUCAGUUGAGAAACUCAGGUGUACAACGAAACCCCAAAAGGUAUCAUCAGAGGGGUCCCCUCCUGUCCGUUUCAGUGACAUUGCCCUGCUCCUGAGCUUGGGUGAACGGAACUGGCCUUGGUCACUACCGUCCCUCCACUUCCUGCUCUCGCCCAGUAGGGAGCAUGCUUAUCAGUAUGGCUGGGGCUCUGGAGAUUGUCAUGGUUCCAACAUAGGGGUCACUCCCCCUCUGGGCUUGCGUUUUGUUUUGUCAUCUUUAAAAUGUGGCAACAGCCCUAACCGGUUUGGCUCAGUGGAUAGAGCUUCAGCCUGUGGACUGAAAGGUCUCAGGUUUGAUUCCAGUCAAGGGCACAUACCUUGGUUGCGGGCAUAUCCCCAGUAGGGGUUGUGCAGGAGGCAGCUGAUCGAUGUUUCUCUCUCAUCGAUGUUUCUA
Messenger RNA from Eptesicus fuscus (big brown bat), 2392 nucleotides. RefSeq names its product collagen alpha-2(I) chain-like. The transcript has 4 exons. The record is from RefSeq and is a predicted model, not a curated record. Bases 1 to 876 code for a protein of 291 amino acids. Lineage: Eukaryota; Metazoa; Chordata; Mammalia; Chiroptera; Vespertilionidae.